AAAGUUUUUCCAGUCAAAUUUUUCAAAAAGUUCGAAGAUCGAAGCAAAAAUUCGGAAAAGUUGAAAACACAAAAUUUUCCGUCAUAAAAAAUUCAGUGAAAUUACCUUUAUUUUCAAAGUUUGAUCAAUAAUAAUACAACCAAACUCUUGUAUAUUUAAAUGUUCUACUUGAAGCUUUGCUACCGAGUGUUCUAAAGUUCGAACUUUCGCUAUGGAGGAGGUAGAUGAACAAAACUUGUUCGUCGUGGAUGAGGUGAGCAGUAUUAUUAAACAAUCCAUUGAAGAUGCCAUAGGAGGUAAUACCUACCAGCAAAAUAAAGUCAAUAUGUGGACCACUCAAGUAGUCGAAUCAUGCUUACAAGCUUUAACCAAAUUGAAUAAACCUUUCAAGUAUAUAGUCACUUCUACUAUAAUGCAAAAAAAUGGAGCUGGAUUACAUUCUGCGAGCUCUUGUUACUGGGAUAACAAUACAGAUGGAAGUUGUACUGUGAGAUGGGAGAAUAAAACAAUGUAUUGUAUCGUAUCCGUCUUUGGUCUCGCUAUUUAAGUAUGUGCCUAGAAGAGCUACUCGGUAUCCCUAUGUUUUAAAAUUAUGAAUUUAUCUGUAAUGAUACGCAGCACGAUAUCACCUUUUACUUAUUUAUUUGCGCUAAUGUAAAUACCUUUAUUCGUAUUAAUGUUUAUAUAUUUUUUUAAUAAAUUGAAUUGAAUUAAUUA
Planococcus citri (citrus mealybug) is the source of this 717-nucleotide messenger RNA. It is a transcript of the gene Dlc90F, whose product is annotated as dynein light chain 90F. The transcript has 3 exons. Gene Ontology annotation, cellular component: cytoplasmic dynein complex; cytoplasm. The record is from RefSeq and is a predicted model, not a curated record. Gene Ontology annotation, molecular function: dynein intermediate chain binding. Bases 212 to 547 code for a protein of 111 amino acids. Gene Ontology annotation, biological process: microtubule-based movement. NCBI's taxonomy places the organism in Eukaryota, Metazoa, Arthropoda, Insecta, Hemiptera, Pseudococcidae.